Nerophis lumbriciformis (worm pipefish) is the source of this 2060-nucleotide messenger RNA. RefSeq names its product solute carrier family 3 member 2a (gene slc3a2a). Gene Ontology annotation, molecular function: L-alanine transmembrane transporter activity; aromatic amino acid transmembrane transporter activity; L-leucine transmembrane transporter activity. Gene Ontology annotation, biological process: L-leucine import across plasma membrane; L-alanine import across plasma membrane; phenylalanine transport. The record is from RefSeq and is a predicted model, not a curated record. NCBI's taxonomy places the organism in Eukaryota, Metazoa, Chordata, Actinopteri, Syngnathiformes, Syngnathidae. Gene Ontology annotation, cellular component: apical plasma membrane; basolateral plasma membrane.
GGCGUGGCCAGCAGAGCAGCUCCAUAAAGGCACAAAACUCCUUGGUGAGCGGAUUAGUAGAAAGUGCUUUCUAAAGAAUCGGCAAAUAACUUCCAAACAGUACGGAUUUAUAAUUUACACCUCACAGGUUGAAGAUGACUAAGGACUCCGAAGUAGACAUGAAAGACGUGGAGCUCAACGAGCUGGACCCCGAGAAGCAGCCCAUGACCGGCGAGGGCCAGACUGUGGGAGGCGAGAAGAACGGCAGCGUCAAGGUGAAGGUCUCCGAGGAGGAGGCCGCAUUCACCGGCCUUUCCAAGGAAGAACUCAUGAAGGUUGCCGGCACUCCAGGAUGGGUGAGGACCCGCUGGGUGCUGCUCAUCCUCUUCUGGCUGGGCUGGGUGGGCAUGCUGGCUGGAGCCAUCGUCAUCAUCGUGCAGGCUCCGCGCUGCAAACCCAUUCCGGAGAUGCACUGGUGGAACGAGGGACCUCUGUACCAGAUAUCUGACCCUGAGGCUUUCUCAGAUGGACUGGCAGAUGUGCCGAAAAAAUUGGACAACAUCAACCAGCUGAAGGUGAAAGGUCUGGUGCUCGGCCCUCUUCACACGGUGCAGGCGGACAAUUCAAACACUUUGGACUUGAAAACUAUCGACCCUAGUCAGGGAACCGAGGCGGACCUGGAUGAGAUCUUGGAGAAAGCCCACAAGAAGGGUAUUUCUGUGGUGCUUGACCUGACUCCAAACUAUUUGGGAGCAUCUCCCUGGUUCAGCAAUGCUGUCCUUAACGAUAUUGUAAAUGAUGUCGAGGUUGCGGCAAAACACUGGCUCGACAGGGGCUUCGACGGCAUCAAGAUUGCCGACCUCGCCUCAGCCCCCAACGCUUUGGACUGGUCCAGCCUUCAAGGCAAUGACACAGAGGAUGCUAAAAAAAAGCUGCUGAUGGGCGUGGUUAAAGGCGUUUCGGCCACUGAGCUGUCCCAGCUGGUCAAUGGGUCCAGUGCUGAUCUGGUGCUGUCGGACCUGCUCAGCACCAACAGUCAAGGGGGGCAGCGCAUCAACGCCUUGGACUCCCUGCACAGUCAGCAGAGAAGCCUCGCUUGGGGUCUUGGCGCCGCCGAAGGAGAACAACUGUCCAAACGGGCUGCGUCUCAGGCUCUGAUCCGCCUCCAUCAGCUGCUGCUCUUCACCAUGCCCGGCACGCCCGUUUUUAGCUACGGCGAUGAGAUCGGCCUCCAGAUGCAAGGCGACAAAUCUCCCAAGAUGGUUUGGGACAUCGAGAAAGAGCCUGAGGAGGGAGCAAACGUCAACGAGACUUCGGAUGCUCAGCGUAAAGAAUUCGUAGCAGUGAGGAAUUGGUUCAAAUCCCUCAGCGACCUUCGAGGUAAAGAGCGCUCCCUCCUUCACGGGGACUACUACUCUCUCCAGUCGUCCGCCUCCUCCCUCUCCUUCCUGCGCUCUUGGGACCAGAGUGACCGAUUCAUCACAGCGGUCAACUGGGGCUCUGCUACAGAGACGCUCCAACUCAAGCUGCCGCCAACCGAUGAAAUGAAGUUGCCAGAGUCUGCAACAGUGAAGGUGUCCACAGAUCCAGAGCUAGCGGUAGAUUCCACAGUCCCCCUGGACAAAGUCACCCUGGCACCUGGACAAGGUGUCCUCCUGCACUUCCCCUACACAGGCUGAAGAUGGUGUCAAGCUGCAGGCAAGUCGCCAGUAGAUUGAAGGUUUUAGGUUUUUUUUGGUUUCUGUUUUUAGACAUAAAUCGAUAGCCAAACUGAUGUUUGAGGAAUUUAGGAGGAUACGGAACGUUUCUUUUUACACAUUUUACAGGAUUUGGCUCUAACUACCAGGUUGUUACAAUUUUUAUUUUCAAGUGUUGUUGGUCGUGUCGGACAUACACUCAAUGCAUAUUGUUUACAAAAGUCUCACAUUCCAUUCUUGUUUGGCUUUUUUUUUAAUUUUCUUAAGAAGAUUUACUUAUUUGUCAUUUGGCUCUGUGGCAAGGAGUGGUGUGUGUAUGACAAGAAAAAGGGAGGAAGAAAAGAGUUCUCAACGGAAAUGAAUAAACAGAAAGUUCUUUACUAA